Molecule: messenger RNA, 1176 nt
Organism: Marchantia polymorpha subsp. ruderalis
Lineage: Eukaryota; Viridiplantae; Streptophyta; Marchantiopsida; Marchantiales; Marchantiaceae
Source: the annotation of a GenBank genome assembly
AUGGCAUUUUAUUCAAUCUCAGCUAAUCUGAGCAUGGAUCUUCAGGAGGCACUGCAUGAAGAUGUAUCAGUUUCAGCGAGGAAUGUAAAUAAUUGGGUUGGUACAACAUUUCUCACACCCUUACGUUGUUGGACAAUUGCAUCGGUCUCCUGCAGUUAUUUUGUGGCGCUUGCAUUGGUUGUCAUGUCUGUAACUUUUUCGACUCCGAAGCCGCAGUUUGUGGCGCUGGCAUUGCCAACUUCAUUGCAAGUAGGCUUCUUCUACAUGUCCUUAUACCUGAUGGCCUUGGGAGCCGGAGGAAUCAAAUCCUGUGUCGCAAGCUUUGCCAGUGAUCAGUUUGACGACGGGAACAGGAAAGAAGCCAAGCGCAAGAUGUCUUUCAUGAUUUGGUGGUUUGUGGGAAUAAGCUUUGGAACCAUGUGUUCUGUCAGCUUCUUGAUGGGAGAUUCCUGCACUUAUCUCUUAUUUCACGACCACAACAUUCCUCUGGUUACUCCUUUGUAUCGCCACCGAAAGCCGAUCAAAAAUCCUUUUGCUCGAGUCGCCCAGGUCAUCGUUGCUGCUUGCCGCAAGUACUCUGUUGAGCUGCCUCAUGAUGACGACUUACUCUACAAGAUUGAUGAGAAGGAGGCACUUGGUCCUGCCAACUGCAAACUUCCUCACACCCAGGAUUUCACAUUUUUGGACAAAGCAACGGUACCAGGGGAAGAAGUGAUCAUCUACAACUGCAAAGAUGCGCGACCAGAUCCUUGGAAGCUGUGCACUAUGACGAAGGUGGAGGAAGUCAAACUGCUGACCCGCCUGCUUCCAAUCUGUAUUGAAUCUCAUGGCUCCACCAUGAACAGAAAGAUUGAGACCAUUGGCUUUCAGAUACCUGCUGCAUCAUUUCCACUAUUCGUCACAUUCACAAUCUACUCGCUCCCACUGUAUGAUCAGUUUUUUGUUUCAUUCAUGCGGAGAUUCACGGCUGAAGAGAGGGGCAUAUUUUUGCUGCAAAGAUUUGAAGUCGGCCAGGUCGUGUCCACUUUGUCAAUAAUAGUCGCUGCAUGUGACUAUAGUGCUACUUUAAAUCUUCCUAUGUCAGUCUUUUGGCUCACUCCUCAGCUAAUGUCACUCCCAGAAAUACUGCAAAUGCUCAACUCGGAGGUCACUCGGAGGUCGCAUAGUGCAGCGUAG